Molecule: messenger RNA, 1464 nt
Organism: Lasiodiplodia theobromae
Lineage: Eukaryota; Fungi; Ascomycota; Dothideomycetes; Botryosphaeriales; Botryosphaeriaceae
Exons: 1
Coding region: 1-1464 (487 amino acids)
Source: RefSeq, a predicted model, not a curated record
AUGGAGCAGGCCAUGCAGGCCGACGCCAGGAUCAACAAGAAGGCCGCGCAGCGCGGCAGCGCUGACGCGGCGGCCGCGGCGGAGCACACGACGGCCUGCAUCGUCGAGUUCUCUUCGUUGUCCGGCAUCAAGCCGGGCGCUUCCUUCCUGGGAUGGUUCCCUCCGGUCGACAAGCGCAACCGCAUGGAAGAGGCGCCGUACGAAUGCCUGCAGCUGCGCCUGGGCAUGGACAUGGACGUCAAGGCGGCUAGGAAGAAGGCCGACUCGUCGGACGAUGAAGAUGACGACGAGGACGACAAUGACGAGAGCGGCAUCUGGAACGACUGGUACGAGGACGAGGACGACAACCGCGUCGACCUGGACCACCCGAAGCGCCCGGCGCCGCUGCUCUGGCUGCGCUUCCCGCUGCACACCAUCCCGCCAAUGGGCAUGCCGCACGACGUCGGCGACAACGAGCUGGUCCACCUGCUCAUGCCCGCCUACGUCUUCCUGCCCGAGAAGAAGCCCGCCGACGACGACAACAACAAGUCCAACGCGGCCAUUGCCGGCGCCGCUGCCACCAAGCCCGCCUCCCGCUCCAGCAGCUUCGCUUCUUCCAGCAGCAGCAACAACAGUGUCGGCUCCACCGCAUCCAAGAACUUCUACCCCACCCCCACCAGUGCUCCCGACUCCGACUCCGCCGACGCCGACGCCGACGCCGACCACGGCAUCGCCGCCGGCAGCGUCAAGCUGACCCGCUACACGACCGCCUACACCCGCACCGGCUGGCAGCCGCCCCUCUACAUCCGCCAGGCCGCCGCCGAAUCCGGCAUCGACCCGCACGCGCUGUGCUACAUCGACAUCGCCCUGGGCUCGACGCGCCCCGGCGCCGUCGCCGUCGUGCCCGCGCGCAACAUGCAUCUGCGCUCGGCCGUCGAGAACGUGCUCACGAACGACCUGUACGACAUCGGCGAGUGCCUCCACCUGCGCGUGCACGCCGUGUGGAGCAGGAAGCUGGCGGACGCGGUCGAGCAGUUCGGACGCAGGGUCGAGAGCAGGGCGGAGAAGGCGGUUCGCGAGGGCGGCGUUGGUGGUGGCAAGAUGCAGGAGAAGAGGGAGACGGAUAGGUUGAGGAGGGCCUGUAUGCUGGCCUUGCCUGGCGAGGAGCGCUUCGGGAUCGAGGGAUGGGACAACUUUAUCAAGUGGAAGGCCCUUAAGAGAGGCAUGAAGAGGAUGAAGUGCGAUCACAAGCUCAGCACGACCGUGGAGAAGAUGGGACUGGUUGAGAAGAGCGGUUUGGAGAGCUCGGAUGAGAGUGAGGUUGAUGAGAUCGUGAUGGAGAACAAGAAGAAGGCCAAGACGAAGAAGGCCGAUGUGGGACCUGGAGCUAAGAAGCAGAAGGUCAGCCAUGGCGAUGGUGCCGAUUCUGUGAUCAAGUUCUCCGGCGGCAAGGCUCCAUCUAAGGGCAAGGGCAACAAGGCCUAA